This is a messenger RNA of Pecten maximus, 1542 nucleotides long. RefSeq lists its product as uncharacterized. The record is from RefSeq and is a predicted model, not a curated record. The transcript has a single exon. The coding region runs from base 1 to 1542 and encodes 513 amino acids. Lineage: Eukaryota; Metazoa; Mollusca; Bivalvia; Pectinida; Pectinidae.
AUGUAUUCUAUUGUCCGGUUGACAGGACAGAAAUCAAAAUUACAGACGACGCCAAUGACCCCGUGGGUGAUUGCAGCUAAGUUCGGUGUUGAUCAGACGCUUGAUGGAUUCCUGCGUGUUGUACACAACGAUAUCAGACGUAACAGUGACUGUCUGUCCUUCUUUUGCUUUGCAUGUCAGACUCUCACGACAGCUGAGGGAGCUGUGGAGGGACACAAGGGAGACGACUGCGAGUGUAUCAAACUAUCCAAGGCCUACAAGAGAGUGUUACCGUCUCUUGUUGGCUAUCGACAGGAGCUGGAAACGAUGCUUCUGGAAUCCGACAGGUGGCGCUGGCAGAGAAACGGUCAAGCAGGUUUGACUGAAUCACAACAGGAAGUGCUGCAACAGAUCGAGCUGUAUGAAUCUAAGCUUGAGACGUUCUACAUGGAGAUAAAGGAAAAGGUGGGCUUGCUGAAAGGCCAGGUCAUGGAAUACGUCGUGGAACAAGACAUUGGCGAAGUUGCUGACGAUAUGGAGACCGUCCGAGACCAAAUCAAAGAUGCUUAUAUCGACCUGAAUGAUGCGAUGGAUGACGAGAACAUGGACUCCCUCCUUAUGUCGUUCUCGGAUAUGAAGCCGAACCUUACACGUCUUCGAAAACGCCUUAAUUCGACUCUUGGCAAGAGUGCUCGUAAGUGUAGCUUCGAGUUUGUACCAGAUACAAAGCUGCAAGAGUUGUUUCAUAGCCAGUUAAACUUCGGCACACUCCAUUCUAUCGAACACUUCAAUUUCAGCGGACACCCGGAUGAGACCUCUAACGUGAACUUUUAUGACGUCGCCGUUAACGAGAAAUACAUCGUUAUUGCAGAUGGCGAAAAUGGUGUUAUCAGACGCUUCCUUAUCGACGGCAGUUACGUAGAUAGCAUGUCAAUUUCGAACCCUUGUCGAAUAACGUUCACAGCAGAGAGUGAAAUCGCGGUCACCAGAUUCUUCAAGAAGAAGAUUACAACUAUAUCGCUAGGAAGGAAAAUGCACGUGAAGGACAAUAUAAAGACCAAGCGUUCCUAUGUGGGCAUUUGUUCUCUCAACCAUGACAAGUUCGCAGCAUCUUAUUACAACGACGACGAACCGUCCGGGAUUGAUAUCAUUUCUAAAAAAGGAGACAUACAGCACUCGCUUCUAAGUAACACGACAGGGGCAGGUAAUGACCCGUUGUUUCUUGUCCCAAUGUUCCUCACCAAAACUUCCACCGGUAACAUUGUCGUCUGUGACUUCAGUGAUACGCGUCACGUGAUAUGUGUAAGUGAUAAACUCGCGCCAUUGUGGUGUCGUCAAGUGGAGAGCACGCCUUGUGGGGUCACGUGUGAUGCAGACACUGUGUAUGUAACUUUGCCAGACGCGAAUCACGUGAUUGCUCUUGAUCAAGAGGACGGCGAGAAGUUGAGAAACAUUGUGAAGCCAACGGACGGUGUGAAACGUCCGUACGCGACCAGCGCUUGUGGCGGAGAACUUGUCAUCACAGAGGAUGACUCCGACAAGAUCCAUAUAUUUCGUGUGUGA